Molecule: messenger RNA, 1477 nt
Organism: Neocloeon triangulifer
Lineage: Eukaryota; Metazoa; Arthropoda; Insecta; Ephemeroptera; Baetidae
Product: caspase-1-like
Exons: 9
Coding region: 314-1420 (368 amino acids)
Biological process (GO): proteolysis
Molecular function (GO): cysteine-type endopeptidase activity
Source: RefSeq, a predicted model, not a curated record
AGAAUUGAAAACUUCCACUGCUGAUCCACUUGGUGCAAUUCUUGGUAAAUUUGCUUGAGUCAUUCUCUGAUCAGCCUCUAUUGGCUUGCAAUCGGAUCGUCCUUAUCCUGAGACGCUUCUUAUCUCUCCGGUUAACGAUCAAGUGGGUAAAUUGGAGUGCUUAAUUUUAGAAAAAUAUAAAACACCGUCAGCGACUGUUCCGCCACAGCUGAUAAAAAUCCAGUGCGCACAUUUUGUCGAGUUAAGUCAAGUGAGCGCCACAUAGAGAUUGAUUAGACAUUGCAAAGGAACCAAAAAAAAGCGUUGCUGGUUUAUGUCAACAAUGGAGAAAAAUAGCCGAUUGCAAGACGAUUUGGGAUUAGGCGAUUUGAAAGUUACAGAAUCACCCAAAAAGAAAAACAGACGAGGAAGAAAAAAUAAAAAGCUGCAAUCAGCGCAGAGUGUUUGCUCAUCUCUCCCCAACAUUACAAAAGUUAACAGAGAUGCAACUGAGGCAAGAACUGCCUUCUUCAAGCCGUCUGUAACCGAUGCUAAUCCUUUGAGAGGCGGUCGACUAAGGCGGCAGUCGGCAGUCGAUCCACCCCGUGAGCCUUCGUGGACUGUGGACGCGCCUUCUCCAGUGGCCGACAUUUACGCCGAGGAAUACAACAUGAACCACCCCCGACGUGGGGUUGCUCUGAUUUUAAACCACGAGCACUUUGAAUACGAGGAUGUCCGAGAGGGAUCGGACAAAGACUGCGCAAAACUGCACCGGGUCUACCAGCGCCUGGGAUUCGACGUCCGAAUCCACAAUGAUCUCAAUUUCAACGAAGUCAUGACCACCCUUCGAAAACUUUCUCAAGAGGACCACUCGAUGAACGACUGCCUGCUGGUCACCGUCCUCACGCACGGUGCAAAGGGAGAACUCUAUGCGCGCGACCACACUUACGACGCUGAUAAACUGUGGCUGAAUUUCACUGCCGACAGGUGCCGGUCGCUGGCAGGAAAACCGAAAAUUUUCAUAAUUCAGGCCUGCAGAGGCCAAAACUUGGACUCUGGCACGUUGAUGGCAAUUAGGAAAACAUCAGCAUCGACAGCCCCUGGAGCCGAUGCUGUGGACGCCAGCGGAGGCUCUGUGCGUUAUGCAAUUCCCAACAACGCCGACAUCAUCAUCGCCAACGCCACCAUUGAAGGGUACUUCGCGUGGCGAAAUCCGACACUCGGCUCGUGGUUCAUUCAGGUGCUGUGCGACCAACUCGAGCUGCACCACGACCGACGCGACCUGCAAACCAUCCUGACGUUCGUCGCGUGCAGGGUGGCCGUCGACCACCAGAGUGACGUGCCCGGGAGCUGCAUGAACAACAUGAAGCAAAUCCCUUGCAUUCUCAGCAUGCUCACCAGACUCGUUUACUUCAAACGCAAAAACGCUCUGCAAUCGUGAAAAAUCUGCAGUUUUUGAAAUCUGAAAUUUUUAAAUGGUUCAAUAAAACAAUUAAGU